AUGGCACACAACCAGGAGACUCUAGCCAAGACCCCUGUCAUCAAAUUCAAGGGCCAAGACUUCAACUUCUUGCGGGAUCAUUGCCUAAGCAGAGGUCUGCUGUUUGAGGAUGAGACCUUCCCUGCGGAGACUUCCUCCAUAGGUCUGCAGCUGCUCCAGGGAAAAAACCUCUCCAGACUGAUGUGGAGACGGCCAAAGGAUAUAUUAGAGGGUAAAUCAGAACCUCACUUCAUCCUGGAAGGUGCAAGCAGAUUUGACAUCCAACAAGGAGAGGCCGGAGAUUGCUGGUUCCUGGCAGCACUGGGCUCCUUGACACAAAACCCACAGCACCUGCAGAAUAUCCUGAUGGACCAAAGCUUUUCAUGCCACUACGCAGGGAUCUUCCGUUUCCGGUUUUGGCAGUGUGGCCAGUGGGUUGAAGUGGUGGUUGAUGAUCGCCUGCCUAUCCUCAACAGGGAAUAUCUCUUUGUGCAUCCUCGCAACAACAACCAAGAGUUUUGGCCCUGCCUGCUGGAGAAAGCUUAUGCCAAGUUUCGUGGGUCCUAUCUCAACCUGCACUACGGCUUCCUUCCUGAUGCCCUGGUGGACCUCACAGGAGGGGUGGUCACCAGCAUCAACCUGCACUCCUUUCCUUCUGACCUGGUGAUGAUGCUGAAGACAGCAGCCAAGGCAGGCUCCCUGGUGACCUGCGGCACCCCGGCCUCGCCAACAGGUGAGGCCAGGAGAAUGGAAAAUGGCCUGGUGAGUCAGCAUGCCUACACAGUGACCGGAGCCGAGCGGAUUCAGUACCGGGGGAGCUGGGAGGAUCUUAUCCGCCUGUGGAACCCCUGGGGCAACACGGAAUGGAGAGGGCGCUGGGCAGACGGGUCGCCAGAAUGGCAGGAAACCCACCACCAAUGGAGAAGACUGCUGUAUGAGAAUAAGGACGAUGGCGAGUUUUGGAUGUCAUGUCAAGAUUUCCAAGACAACUUUUCCUGCCUAUACGUAUGUAACCAAUUUCCAGUCAGUCUAAACCAUGGAAACAUGCCUCCUGAAAGAUGGUCCCAAAUGAUGUUUAAGAACCACGCAGUUCCAGGAAACACCACAGGUAGUGAUGACAUUGAACUUCUGAGGGACACGCAGUUCAUCUUCUCUGUGCCAGAGAGUAUGGAAGACAACAAUGUCGUCAUGUCCUUCAACAUCAUGCCGCAAAAUUUAAAGGCAAAAGAUGAGAAAUUUCCACUCACCUUCAAGGUAUUCAAGGUCGACCCUCAGUUCCAGCCCUUCUGGAAGAGGUUGCCACCCACCUUCUUUUCUCAAUACAGAAACGCUGUCAAGGGCAUAGUUUCUAAAACCAAGUGCAACCUCACAAAGUACUUCAGUCUGAUCCCUGGGACCUACGUGGUGGUCAUCGCCACAUACAGAGAAGUUGAGUUUUUGCUCCGGAUCUUCCUGAAAAUGCCAGAUGGUGACAGGAACCCGAGCAGCAAUUUCAGCCUUACAACACUAAAGGCAAGUCUUCCGGAAAAUGGCUCCCAAGGAAGCAUCUUCCACAAAUACGCUCACCAGGGGCUGGACAUUGAUGCAACCCAGCUUCAGAGCCUUCUCAACCAAGAGCUCCUGAGAGGAACUCCAGGGGACACCUUCUCUUUGGAUGAGUGCCAGAGCAUCGUGGCCCUGAUGGAUCUCAAAGCGAAUGGGAGGCUUGAGCAAGAGGAGUUUUCAAGGCUGUGGAGCCGUCUCGUCCAGUGCCAGAAUGUUUUCCAGAACAUCCAGAAACGUUCCGGAGUUUUCCUGAGUGUGAAUUUGUGGAAGGCUAUAAAGGAUGCAGACUUCCUUGCAGGGACCUCCGUCAGCAACGAGCUUCUGGAUCUCAUGACCCUCCGGUACAGUGAUCACAGUGGCAGGGUCAGCUUCCCCAGCCUGGUCUGCUUCCUGUUACGACUGGAAGCCAUGGCAAAGACUUUCCAGAACCUCUCCAAUGAUGGAAAAGGACUCUACCUGACAAAAAUGGAGUGGAUGAACCUGGUCAUGUACAAUUGA
This is a messenger RNA of Puma concolor (puma), 2022 nucleotides long. The record is from RefSeq and is a predicted model, not a curated record. Lineage: Eukaryota; Metazoa; Chordata; Mammalia; Carnivora; Felidae.